AUGUUCAUGUACACUGCUUUGCAGGAUUAUGAAGCAAAACGCUGGAUUGAUCGGCGAGUUGAAAUUUCCAGUGGAACACGGACUGACUCUUACCUGACGCGUUUAAAGCAAGAGCUUGAGGAGGCGUUCCAAGCCUUUGCUCCAGAUCUUUUGGUCUACAACGCCGGCACAGACAUAUUGGAAGGAGAUCCUCUCGGCCGAUUGGAGGUUUCACCGGAAGGAGUGAAAGAGCGUGACGAGAUUGUUUUCAGCUUCGCUCGCCAGAGAAACAUCCCAAUUGUCAUGCUCACGUCUGGAGGAUACAUGAGAAGCAGUGCUGGUGUCAUCGCUGAAUCCAUCUCGAAUUUACACUCGAAAAAGCUCAUCGACUUGGCCGGUGUGAAUUAAACAAGAGCCUCUUUCUUUCCAGCGGGGUGAAAGAGAUGUCGAACCCGGGACCCCCUAAACGCAUAUUCGAGAGAGUGAUGUAGGGCGACCAUUUCUAGCAAGCCAUGCCAGGCCAUGGAGGCGCGAUAUUCUUCUCUAA
This is a messenger RNA of Selaginella moellendorffii, 526 nucleotides long. Its product is annotated as histone deacetylase 2-like. Lineage: Eukaryota; Viridiplantae; Streptophyta; Lycopodiopsida; Selaginellales; Selaginellaceae. The transcript has 5 exons. The record is from RefSeq and is a predicted model, not a curated record. Bases 1 to 387 code for a protein of 128 amino acids.